Messenger RNA from Nylanderia fulva, 2685 nucleotides. The record is from RefSeq and is a predicted model, not a curated record. Lineage: Eukaryota; Metazoa; Arthropoda; Insecta; Hymenoptera; Formicidae.
GAUAACAUUGCGCAACGCGAUUUUUAGGUUACGCGAUGUCAUUAUGAUUACUUCACAAAUGCUUUCGUGAAUUUUAUCUGAAAAAAUGAAUGAAUUAAAAAAUGUAACUUUUUUUGGUCAUGUUUAAUACCACGACAAUUAUAUUCCUGUGCGAAUAUUUGGAAACUUGUCAACUGUUGAAACUUGACAGUCCGAAAUAAUGGCACUUCGUUUGUUUGAUAAUCAGGAUUAUUCGACUUUAGAUGCUAUACCAAACAUAUGCAUGGAGAAUUGUGAAAUAGGAAGCUAUGACUAUUUGGAAAAAUGCAUCAGUAAUUUUGAGAAUAAAGAAUCUGGGAUUAAUUUAUCUAUUAAUACAACUACGAAUACGGACAUUGGUUUACAGGAUAACUUGGAUGACGUUAAUUUGAAUAACAUUGAUUUUCAUUUCAUGAAAAUAGAAAAUUUACUCUUACAAAAUGCUGAAGAAUCUGAAAGUUGUUUGAAGAAUAAGAAGAUAAAGCAGGAGAAGUCAUCAGAUGUUAUCUCAAUUCCAAAUUUUGAUACGGUGAAUCUGGAUUGCAACACCUUUUCAUGUAAUUCAAACAAGGAAUCAGAUGAAAUAAUAACUACUAACAAGGAUGAAUCUUAUACAUUUAACAAAGAUCUGACAACUCAAUGCUUAGAAAGAAAGCCAAUAAUAGGGAAUUAUAAUUAUUCCAUCAAGCUUUGCAUAGAAAAUAAUCAAAAUGUACAGCUUAAUGUAAAUGAAGAUAGCAGUUGUACAAGUCAAAAUGUCACAUCAAAAUUGAAACAAGAAAUAAAAAUUGAUAAUCUUUCUCUGGAGCCAUCAAAUGGAAAUGAAGUUCAAAAGUGUGAACAGUGUCUAAUGACAUUCAGAUAUAAAAGGCAUUUAGAUCGUCACUUAGAAGGUCAUCAGAAAAAUAAUUGCUCUCAUUGCGAUGAAAAAUUUGCUAGACGGAAGCAUCUGGAGGUUCACUUAUUUCGUGUUCACAGAGAAAGAGUGGUCAGGCAUCCUCAUUUAUGCGAUGCGUGUCCCAAAAGUUUUCCUAAACGUUCCCUCUUGAAUCGCCAUAGAGCUAAACAUAGCUAUCAAAAUGGUAAAGUCUGUUCUGAAUGUGGAGAAAUGAUAAGUGCAGAUAUAGAUAAAAAAGAGCAUGAUGAAAAUUAUUGCAAAAAAAAGCAGUUUAAAUGUCAACAAUGUUUACAAACAUUCAGUAUUGAGCAGACAUAUUUGUCCCAUAUUCAGAAUCACAAUAAUUACAAAUGUUCAAAUUGUAAUGUCAGUUUUGCAUCGAAGAAGAAAGCGCAUGAGCAUUUCAAGGCAGUUCAUGUAUCAAAAUUAAAUAAAUCGGAAUCGAUAAAUAAUAGUGGUCCAUAUUUUUGUGCCGAUUGCAAACACACAUUUAUCAAGAAGGAUGACUAUUGCCGGCACUUGGAAUCUGCAUUGCAUCAAAAUAAAAUCAACAGGGACACACCUGUACGAGCUAUAUUUUCAUGUGCAAUCUGCUUGAAAAAGUUAAUCACGCAAAGAGCUCUGGAUCAACACGUCAGGCGUAUUCACAAGGGUGAAAAACGAUUCGUGUGUAAUAUAUAUGGAUGUACCUUUCAGUGUGCCAGAAAGACAGAUCUGGAUAGGCAUAAGCAGCUGCACGUAGAGGAGCGAAACGUCGUGUGCGAGCAUUGCGGCAAGACGUUUACUAGCGUCAGUAUUCUUAAGGAUCACGUACUUUAUAUUCACAGUAAAGAGCGGCAAUUCAUCUGCGAAGUGUGCGGUAAAGCGUUUAAGAGAAACAGUUUACUUAAGAGACAUAAAUUAUCACACGAGCAACAUCGGCCGUUUAUCUGCAUGCAGUGCAGCACUGCAUUUAAACGUUCUCAUCAUCUCACUCGUCAUAUGGAAACCUGUCACAGGAUUACACUGGAAAAAGGAAAAAAGGUGGUGAAGCUCAUGAAGACAAAAGAUGGUCAUCUUGUGCCGGUGCCGGAAAAACCAAACAAAUUAGACUGUAAUAAAAUGAAGAUCGAAAAAGAGUGCGAAGCAAUUGUGAAGACCAAGGAGACAGAUAGCUCAAUUACAAAUACAGAUAAACAAGUUAUAAAUGUUGAUUCGCAGCUGCAAAUACAGCCACCGUUAAACUCCAAGGGAAAUUCUGAAUGCUCAAGUCUGUCGCUAGAACAUACAAAUUUAUCUGUUAUCGAUUCUAUUCCGCAGAUUCUUUCAUUAGUAGAUGUAAAUACGGGACAAGUGCUUACUGUAGAAGUCGCCAACCCGGAAUUUUUACCUACUGAUGAGCUCGCUGAUCAAUUUGAAACAAAUUGCAGUGAAAUAUUGAAUUUACCAGAUUAUCAAGAUAUAGAAUUUCACAAUAAUCUCUUAAAUGCCAAUCAAACGUAUUGUACAAAUAUAUCAGAGGAUAAUACAAAUUAUUCGGAAGUAUCAUUAGAAAAUAUUGAAGGUUCAUUCUCGCUUAUAAACAGUAAUAAUAAGAUGGAAACUAUAGAAAGUUAUUUAACAAAUGAAUUUCCACCGUUUCUUAAUAUUUAAGGAUUUGUGGAAUAAACUGCAUGUGAAUAUAAUAUAUGUAUAUAUACACAUAUACUUUAAAUAUACAGUUGUGUUUGCUCAAAUUUUAAGUAUACAACAUAGCAUUUUAUUGAAUACUAAUACAAAAAUAUUUUUUU